AUGGUGGUUCAUCAGUGGCAGCAUCUGAAGAUGCUUAAGAGGGCUGAAAGAGGGCAUGAUCCUGCUGGUAUUGAAGCCACGAAGGCCGGUGAGUGCGUGGUAGAGUGCCCUGCGUGUCUCCACCCCGGUAUUAAUCUCGAAGAUGGCUGGGAAACCGAGUCCGAAGAGACCAGAUGGGCCAAUCGUAAGAUUAUCACCAUCGAUGCGUGCUUCUGCCUCAAGCUCAAGGAGUGCGGUUUCAAGGAUCCUGAGCUAGGCUCCGGCUGGGUGUAUUUUGUCAUGGAGGAUGCGUACCAGGAUUAUCUGAGAACGUGUAAGGAUCAGCGUGAGAUCACGACGUGCGAGUCAGAGCUCAACGCUGUCAAGCAGGCCUACAGUAAAGGGACAAACAGUGGCCUCAGUGUGACCGGCGUUGUAGGCGUGAAGUGUGCAUGCCAUUGUUUCGUCCUUCCCAACAGUAUUGGCGAUCUACAGAAGGGGGAGAGAUAUUGCAACGUCGACUACACCAUCUUGUCGGCACUCAAAGUCAGCCGCAAGACACAAGAGCAAAAAGCUGUGCCCGACCUCGAUUUUUCUUACAACAUUGCAUGCAACUGGUAG
This is a messenger RNA of Sparassis crispa, 600 nucleotides long. RefSeq lists its product as hypothetical. The coding region runs from base 1 to 600 and encodes 199 amino acids. The record is from RefSeq and is a predicted model, not a curated record. Lineage: Eukaryota; Fungi; Basidiomycota; Agaricomycetes; Polyporales; Sparassidaceae. The transcript has 4 exons.